ACUUAACAGGCCUCUGAUAUGAUUCAUGAUAAUAUUUCCAUCCUGUUAGAAAGUGAAAGAACAACUCAGCCUGAGCAGAGGAAGUAUUUCUGUUCCUAGAAAAAGGACAGCAGAACAGCUUGCAGGCUGUGGAAGAACUUGUUGCAGAACUUUUGAAGAAAAGUUGACAUCUCAUCAUCCCUGAGAACACUCUCCCACAGCUGUCCCCCUCAAUCUCACCGGCAUAUAUUGCUUCACAUGUCUGUAAUGGCCAGCUCCACAGCACAAGCACCUAGCGUAGACUCUACUGAAAGUAAAUCUGACACAUCACCCAUAUCUAUUCAGGGACCAUACUUUGAAGCCAUAGUUGGAGUUGUCAUUGCUGUGGUGGUUCUGGUCCUGCUCCUCCUCCUGGCCGUCAUUCUGCGAUACAUGUACAAGCACAAGGGCACAUAUCAUACCAAUGAAGCCAAGGGCACAGAGUUCGCAGAGACAGCAGACGCUGCUCUGCGUGGAGACCCUGCCCUGCAGGACGCCAUGGACGAGAGCAAGAAAGAGUAUUUCAUAUGAGACACAAUAGCUGGCCCUUUAUACACGUCAUAUAAUAAACUCCUACAGGCUCACAUGAUGCCUCAAUCCUGUUUGCUGGAGCAGUGAAGUAACUGACUGAGCUCCCCGCAAACAGAAACUAACAAGAAGAGUAUUCAGAAAUUCCUCUAUAUUUUAAUAUCUGAGAUCGUUUAUAUUUAUUUGUUCCUGAAAAAAGAGAUAAAAUUGAGUAUACAUGAAAGAAUAUGCUGCACUCCUUGUAAAGCUGAGUGUCUGAACAAACAUCAGCUCAGGAGAAUGAGAUGAUAUUCAGUUGAAGGGAAGGAAAGUCUUUGAUCUUAUUAGACAGGAUAUGAAUGUGAAUGACAGGUGAUAUUUCAGGACAUUUAAAUAUACAAUUUAAAGAACACUGUAAAACAAAAACAAGAAUGUGAAAUUAAUUGGUCUCAUAUCUAUAUUCUGUAUACUGUAUAUGACAUAAGAAUCAGGAAUCAGAUUCUUCUUUCUUAAGAAAGAAGUUAAAUUCGAAGAAGUUUGUUCAUUUUCUUAAGAGCAUCUUAUUUUUUAAAGAUAAAAUAGCUCUGGUUUUGUCUGAAUGCAGUUCUUGCUAAAGACUCGCUGAUCAACUCAAUGUAAAACACCUCAAAAGCAUCUUUUUGCUCUGCCUGAAAAUUACCGUAAUGAUCGUAAUAAACAUGUACACUAUUUUCUUCCUGACUGGUUUUACAGGAGUUCAGUACUCAGUGUCACAUUUUUAAUGCGCCAUGUAUUUUAAAUAGUUACUGAGACUGUCUAAAAAAUUGCACUCCAUCUUUCUUGCACUAGAACAUAUAACUCAUUCAGCAAGAACAUUCACAUAUUGAAACAGGAAGGGAAAUAAUCCAAUAGGAAAAACAGUGGGAGAAAAGCCAUUGGGUUAUUAGAGGCAGAAAUAUGUCUUAUCCUUAUUAUUUACAUACACUCUCAGAAAAAAAGGUAAAAAAGCUGUCCC
Messenger RNA from Sinocyclocheilus rhinocerous, 1519 nucleotides. Its product is annotated as glycophorin-C-like. The transcript is spliced from 4 exons. Lineage: Eukaryota; Metazoa; Chordata; Actinopteri; Cypriniformes; Cyprinidae. Bases 238 to 549 code for a protein of 103 amino acids. The record is from RefSeq and is a predicted model, not a curated record. Gene Ontology annotation, cellular component: cortical cytoskeleton; membrane.